This is a messenger RNA of Thlaspi arvense, 2180 nucleotides long. Lineage: Eukaryota; Viridiplantae; Streptophyta; Magnoliopsida; Brassicales; Brassicaceae. The record is from the annotation of a GenBank genome assembly.
CAACGGUUUCGUCAGAACGGGUAACCACUUACGUGGAAGACAGUGUAAUAAUCAUCGUUUCGAUAUCUAACUGAACCAAUAAAGCCUCAAUAUGUGUAAGUUGGUAAAAAAAAAAAAAAAGUUAUAUGAAAUGAAAAAAAAAUAUCUCGAUGCGUGAAUCACGAGUCAUUUUUGUAACAACACUGUGUUACUAGAAAUAUCUAGUUAACAAACAAAAAAAGCAAAAUCAAAUCAUACUUAAGCGAGAAUCACAAGUAUAUUUAUAGCCGUGACUAGCCAAAAGUCUAGAGUAUACUACACAAACCACACACGUUCUAAAAGCGAGAAUCGAGAGAGAAACAGAGAGAGAGAGAGAGAGAGAUAAAAUCUCCGGCGUCGUCAUGGAGUCCUUUCAAAACGAUCAGCCGCUUCUCCAGCCUCACCACGGUGGUGGAACGGAAUCGAGCAACGGCGAGCUUGAAAGAGUGCUCUCCGACGUCGAAACUCCGGCCUAUACCCGCUUUCGUAAAGCCACGGCGAUCGAAUCGAAGCUUCUCAUCAAGCUUGCUGCUCCUGCCGUCAUCGUCUACAUGAUCAACUACCUCAUGUCCAUGUCCACUCAAAUCUUCUCCGGUCAUCUCGGAAACUUAGAACUCGCCGCCGCUUCUCUCGGUAACACCGGGAUCCAAAUCUUCGCCUACGGUCUCCUGCUCGGGAUGGGUAGUGCGGUGGAGACGCUGUGUGGUCAAGCGUUCGGAGGAGGAAAGUACGAGAUGCUCGGCGUUUAUCUCCAGAGAUCCACCGUCUUGCUCUCUCUCACCGGCAUCCUCCUCACCAUAAUGUACCUCUUCUCCGAGCCGCUCCUGCUUUUACUCGGCGAAUCGCCGGAUAUCGCUUCCGCCGCUGCUCUCUUCGUCUACGGUCUGAUACCUCAAAUAUUUGCCUACGCGGUUAACUUCCCGAUCCAGAAAUUCCUCCAGGCGCAGAGCAUCGUGGCGCCGAGCGCGUACAUCGCAACCGCGACGCUCUUCGUCCACCUUCUCCUGAGCUGGCUCGCCGUUUACAAGCUCGGGAUGGGGCUGCUCGGAGCUUCGCUCGUGCUCAGUCUCUCGUGGUGGAUUGUAGUGGUGGCUCAGUAUGUUUACAUCGUGACGAGCGAGCGUUGUCGUAAGACGUGGCAAGGAUUCAGCAUGCAGGCGUUUUCCGGUUUACCGAGUUUCUUCAAACUCUCCGCCUCCUCCGCCGUGAUGCUCUGCCUUGAGACUUGGUAUUUUCAGAUUCUCGUUCUCCUCGCCGGACUUCUCCCCAACCCGGAACUUGCUCUCGACUCUCUCUCCAUUUGCAUGACGAUUUCAGGUUGGGUAUUCAUGAUAGCUGUUGGAUUUAAUGCAGCAAUAAGUGUAAGAGUGAGCAAUGAACUUGGAGCUAAGAACCCUAAAUCAGCAGCGUUUGCUGUAAUCAUCGUAAACAUUUAUUCGUUAAUCACAAGUAUAAUCUUGGCCAUUGUUAUUUUGGCGUGCCGUGACGUUUUGAGCUAUGCGUUCACUGAGGGUGCAGAAGUUUCGGCCGCGGUUUCUGAUCUCUGCCCGCUUCUUGCCAUAACGCUUGUUCUCAAUGGAAUCCAACCUGUUCUCUCCGGUGUUGCGGUUGGAUGCGGUUGGCAAACGUUUGUGGCGAAAGUUAACGGUAUAUGGACAGGGAUGAUUGGUGGUACGCUUAUACAAACGGCUAUAUUGGGAUGGGUUACAUUUAGAACAGACUGGGUUAAAGAGGUGGAAGAAGCUGCCAAAAGGUUGGACAUAUGGAGCAACAAGAAACAAGAAAUGGUUCUUGAAUGAUGAAAGUCACUGCAAGUUUCAGCUCACCCACAAUUGCUGAAGGAGAUCUUGAUAGCUGAUUUUUGCGGUUUUAUGGAAACCGAUGCAAUUAUCGAGGAGCUGGUUAUAAAGAACAUGAAUCGAGCUUGGUUUUCAUUAAUUUUUGUGUUAGCUUAUGUAUGCCUCUCCAAUUUCCUAGGACAUAUCUUUGUUGUUCUUGGUUUUGUUUUUGAAGUAUUAAAUAAACUGAAAUUUUUUCAUUAUAUCUUCAAAUUCUGUAAACAUAUUAUUAUGUGGGUAUCAGUUCAAAUCUUCGAUUUUAGUAUUUUAGGUUUAUGAAGGUUAAUAAUAUGGAAAAAAAGAUUAAUAGUAUGGAUGGGUUGG